This is a messenger RNA of Theobroma umbraticum, 1696 nucleotides long. RefSeq names its product putative protein phosphatase 2C 9. Gene Ontology annotation, biological process: protein dephosphorylation. The record is from RefSeq and is a predicted model, not a curated record. Gene Ontology annotation, molecular function: protein serine/threonine phosphatase activity. NCBI's taxonomy places the organism in Eukaryota, Viridiplantae, Streptophyta, Magnoliopsida, Malvales, Malvaceae.
AAAAGAGAAAAAAAAAACCAAAACUGCUCUUCCUAGCAGUAAUUAUGAAAUUUCAUUUCAAAUAGUAAACUAAAAAAAAUAGAGAAAAAUUCUAGUGCUUUUCUUACUAACCAGUAAACAAAGAAAAAGGACCAAAGCACAGGCAGAGGGAUAAGUCAAUAAGAGCAUGCUCUUGCCUUUUUCAGUGGGAGCCUAUUUCUUUUCUUUCUCUUUGUCACUCCAAAGACUUUUUUUUGGUUUUGUUUUUUUAUAACAGUUACUAGUAUACUAGGUUUUGUCAUUAUUUUGUAUACGUAUAAUUCUUGUAUAUAUUUUUGUCUCUUUUCUCUGAAGGGAGAGUCAAAGAAUUGGGCGAUUCAAGUCUUGUACAGCUGUGGGUUUUUGUUCUUUUUUUUUCUUUGUUAAAUUUCUUUCUUGUGAAUUGGGUGUUUUGGUGGAUCGGUUGAGGAAUUCUUGGGGGAACAAGGUUAGUUAUUUUUUUUUAAAUGUUGAGUGGUAGCAAAAGGAGGUGAGAGGUGCGGAGGGGGGGUUAAAUUAUAUGGAUAAUCUAUGUUGCUUCAACUCUGUCUAUUCUCAGGUUGUUGGAGGACGGUCUUCAUGUAGCUCUGGAAAGGGCAGAAGCCAUCAGUGCCCUGUCAAGUAUGGCUUCAGCCUAGUAAAAGGAAAAGCAAGUCACCCAAUGGAGGAUUACCAUGUUGCAAAGUUUGCUCAGCUUCAUGGACAUGAACUUGGACUUUUUGCUAUAUAUGAUGGCCAUUUGGGAGAUAAUGUACCUGCCUAUCUACAAAAGCAUUUGUUUUCCAAUAUCUUCAAGGAUAAGGAGUUUUGGACUGAUCCCACUAGGUCCAUCUCUAAAGCUUAUGAGAAGACAGACCAGGCAAUUCUCUCACAUAGCCCUGACUUGGGACGAGGGGGAUCUACUGCUGUCACUGCAAUUUUGAUAGAUGGACGGAAAUUAUGGGUAGCCAAUAUUGGAGAUUCACGUGCUGUUCUCUCAAAGAAAGGGCAGGCAAUACAGAUGAGUAUUGAUCAUGAGCCCAACACUGAGCGGGGAAGCAUUGAGAACAGAGGUGGCUUUGUCUCAAACAUGCCAGGAGAUGUUGCAAGAGUGAAUGGCCAACUUGCUGUUUCUCGUGCUUUUGGAGACAAGAAUCUCAAAUCACACCUCAGAUCUGAUCCUGAUGUACAAAAUGCUGAUGUUGACUCGGAUACUGAACUUCUCAUCCUAGCAAGUGAUGGACUAUGGAAGGUGAUGUCCAAUCAAGAGGCAGUUGAUAUUGCAAAAAAGGCCAAGGACCCGCAGAGAGCAGCCAAACAGCUAGCAGCGGAGGCAUUGAACAGAGACAGUAAGGAUGAUAUCUCCUGUAUUGUAGUUCGUUUCAAGGGGUAAACGGAAACUGAAUGCAACAGAAAACAGUUCCUUGAUUGCAUAAGAUACGAAUCAAUAGGCAAACACAAUCAAGCAAUCUCAUGAAAUGCAUCAUGGUGAAAAUUCAAUAUCUGAUAUUUCUCUUCUCUGUAAAAUUAAAGUACUAGCACUUAGGGUCGUGCGGCUUGCUAGUUGCUUGAUUUCUUCAAUUUGUAGAUUCGUACCAUCAUUUUUCUGUAUAAUUUGCAUUGCUCAUCCGAAGCCAUUGAGAUUAAAAUGGAUUUAUAUAAAACUGCAUUCAUACAUGCAGUCGCUGUGAUAGAAAAA